Molecule: messenger RNA, 5143 nt
Organism: Zerene cesonia (dogface butterfly)
Lineage: Eukaryota; Metazoa; Arthropoda; Insecta; Lepidoptera; Pieridae
Gene: Atg9
Product: autophagy-related protein 9A
Exons: 15
Coding region: 301-2553 (750 amino acids)
Biological process (GO): autophagy of mitochondrion; protein localization to phagophore assembly site
Cellular component (GO): phagophore assembly site; autophagosome
Source: RefSeq, a predicted model, not a curated record
UGGUUUAUUUUCGUCAUUUUGGUUUGUUCAGUAUUUUUUCUUAUACACUCUUACGAUAUUCCUAAAUUUUAUGCAACUGUGAGUUAGAUUUAAUUAAUUAAAUUUAUGUGAUUUGUACACAUUUUUUCUAUAUAUCAUUUUAAAGUCCUAAGAAAUAAAAUUUGUUGUAUUUAAUAAAGAAACUGCGUUUUUAAAAGUUUGAUAUUUUACUGGGCCAAAGUCAAGAAUGUGUAGUCAGUAAGUGGCCUCUUUGUAGAAAAAUUAGACGUAGAAAUAUUUAUAAGUGUUUCAAAGGGUCGUAUGAAAAUGACUCACUUUAGACGUGAUAUUACGUACAGUGCAUUAAACAACGAAUUAGUUCCACCAUUAGCAGCAUCAGCUGAAAAUGCAAAUGCUUCUCCUACUGUGAUAUCUCUAGACCAUGAACAUGACGACUCCACCAAUGUUAUAAUUCACAAAGUACCACAAACUAAGGGAGGAUGGAAUCACAUACACAAUUUAGACUCCUUUUUUACAAGGAUGUACAGAUAUUAUGUACGAGGUGGCUUCUAUCCAAUGAUAAUGUCAGAUUUCUUUUAUUUGAUACAAUUUAUAUUUAUUGUAUGGUUUUCCACAUUUUUGGUACAUUGUGUAGAUUAUCAAAAAUUAUUUAGGAAUGACCCUAAUGCAAACAGAAGCGAGAAACUUAGUUUAAGUGAUGUCAUAUUACCAACUGCAGAAUGUGUCAGCUGUGUAUCCUGGCAAUGGUGGUGUCUCACAGUACUGUGUUCCAUUAUUUGGCUUAUGAGGCUGUUUAUAUCAAUGUAUCAUCUAUAUUAUGCUUAUGAUACGAAAUUAUUUUAUAAUAAUGCUUUAAGGAUCAAUGAGAACGACUUGGCUUGGGUGAAUUGGACUACAAUCCAAGAUAGAGUGAGGGAGGCCCAGUCUGAACAUCAUAUGUGUGUUCACAAGCAGGAAAUAAAUGAGUUGGACAUUUAUCAUAGAAUACUCAGGUUUAAUAAUUAUAUGGUGGCAAUGAUUAACAAGAAUUUAUUACCUCUGCAAAUACAUGUGCCUUUUGUUGGAGAUUUCCAUUAUUUAUCCAGAGGUCUUAAAUGGAAUUUGGAGUUUCUUUUAUUUUCUAGUCCCUGGAGUCCUUGGGAGAACUGCUGGCAGCUCCGCUCCAACUACAAGGACCCCACAAAGCGUAUGAUGCUCGCUCGACAGUUAGAGAGACAGAUAUUGUUACUGGCAUUGGCUAAUCUGGUCCUCGCACCGUUGAUACAGGCAUGGCAGAUAUUGUACUUCUUCUUCAAUUAUGCCGAGCUUAUAAAGAGAUCGCCAGGAUCGUUAGGACUCCGCACGUGGUCUUUGUACGCAAGAAUAACGUUGCGGCAUUUCAACGAACUCGAGCACGAGCUAAGGGACCGGCUGAAUCGUGCCCACAAACCUGCAACUAAAUAUCUGGCUAGCUUCAGUUCACCCAUCACAACGGUGAUCGCUAAGAAUAUCGUGUUUUUAUCAGCGAGUAUUCUGGGAGUGCUGGUGGUCCUCUCGGUGUAUGACGAAGACGUGCUGACGGUGGAACAUGUGCUCACUAUAAUCACUAUAUUGGGCUGCAUACUUGCUGGAGCCAGGGCGCUGAUAGGUGACGAGGAGCACCUCGGCGGCGGGUGCACGGGGCCGGCGCGCGGCGAGGAGCUGUUCGUGCAGGUGCUCGGCCACGUGCACUACCUGCCAGCCGCGUGGCGAGGCCGCGCGCACACCAAGGACGUGGCCGCGCACUUCCAGCAACUGUUCCAGUUCAGAGCGGUAUACAUACUGUUCGAGUUACUGAGUCCGUUGUUAUGUCCGCUGGUCUUGUUCUCACUUCGUACUCGGGCACUCGAUAUCGUGGAUUUCUAUAGGAACUUUACCGUCACAGUCCUUGGCAUUGGUGACGUGUGCUCUUUCGCCCAGCUUGAUAUAAGACGCCAUGGUCAUCCAGAUUGGCAGACACCAUUGAAAUACGACAAACUGAAAGCUGGCAAUACUCAAUACAACCAAGGCGAAGGUGGCAAGACUGAGUUGUCGUUGGUUGCCUUUUCAUGCCGACACCCCGGCUGGCAACCCGCCGAGCCGGCGCAGAGACAAUUCUUGAGAUCACUGAGGCAGAGUAUGCAUCAUGCGAUACCAAGUAAUACCAAUGGAUUGAAUAGAACCAUGUUGGGAUCAUAUAUUCAACAGAGUAUAUUUGGCGUGAAUACACCUUUACCCGCUGUUCUCUCAUACUACCAGCAACAUAAGACACAGUACAGAUUACCGGACAUGGACGAGACAAGCGACGAGGAGGAGUCGGCGUCGCGCGCGUCGGUCGCGGGCGCGGGCUCGGCGCUCGGCGCGAGCGCGCUCGGCCUCGAGCCGACCGCCGAGCCGCCGCCGGACGAGGCGCGCGACAUGUCCGUCAGCGCGCUGCACCUGUACGACCUGCAUCUGUCGCAGGGCGGAGGGAACGUGUCGUGCUGUACGAACAACUGCAGCGAGCGGCGGUCGCGCUUCGUGAGCGGCGAGCAGACGCCGUUGCUGCGCCCAUAACGAUGGUGUUUGUCGCCCCUCGAUAGGCCCGUAUGGGUCUAGCCCUGGGUAUAAUGUGCCGCUGUCUAGUGUCGGUUUAGGAACGAUUCGUACGUAGGCUGCGGAAGCUGUGCACAUGCUGAGUGGAACUAUAAAAUAUUAUAAACAUCUAAUAAAUCGUAAAGAAGACUAAGGUUACGACUCGGAUCGAGUGUCUGGUUCUGUUUCACGGGAACAUUCGUGACAGUUGUCUUAUUCUGGAUGGGGUUUAAUGAAAUAAAUGAGUUUAUUUAAAUAGUUGACUGGUCGUUCCGCCCAGGUCAAACCGGAUAAAAAAUAUAUAUAUAUAUUAUCAUAUCAAGCAUAUCUCACUACCUGAAAACGUGGCUUUCUAUCAGUAACAUAAUCUUUUUAAUCGGUUCAGUAGUAUAGAGAUUACCACUAAAACGUCAUUGAACUCACAAAUUCAUAAACUUAACCUCUUUGUAAUGUUAGUGUGAAUUAGUUUAUGUUCACCAAAGUUUAUAUAACAGCCAUAAAAAUAUACUAUCAAAUAUUUAUUACUAUCAAAUAUAUAUAUAGUAUUUUGAAAUUUUAAGCUUCUCGUGAUACUCAGUUAUGUGGACAGUUUCCAAAGCUAAAGUAAAGGUGCCGUAAUCAUUUGUUUGAAGAUGACAAUUAUAUCUCGAACAAUAAUCCCAUUUAAUUUCGUCUUGCAUGUAUUACUUUUGAUACUGUUGCAUCAUAGUUUAAAUGUAAUUUUUAAAAUUUUUAAAUUAAGCACCUAUAGAUACCAUCGAUAAUGUUAAUUGUGUUCAUUCAUUGUAAUUAAAAGCUAAAAAUAGGUUUAAUUGAAUAUUUUGUUCGGGGAUUACUGUUGAAAGGUGCGUUGAAAGUCAUGCUAUUCAAUGUACUUGAACAAAAUGCUAAGUGCCUGAAUAAAAUAAAAAUAGCUGUAUGAAAUCGGAAAUGUAUAUUAAUAAUUUAUUAUUAUAUUGUGGGCUUACUCCUGUGAACAGUAAUCCCUAUUUCAGUCUUAACACUUGGUAUUAUUUUAAUGAUAGAUAAAGCACACAGCCGUAUCAGAUGUUUAUGAAAGAAUAUCUACAGCAAAUUAUUAGUUAGUGUGAAGUUGUAUAGUUGGAAAAUGAAACAAAGAUAAAUGAUAAAAAAGGAUUUUCCCUAAUUUGGGCUAGGUGUGAAUAGACAGUUUACAUGUGCACUUUAUAUCCAGGUCUUGCUAUUCAUUGACACACAUUUUUAUAAGUCUAUAUAUUUGCGUCGUUCGUCAUUCGAUGGUGGCUAUGCUUGAAUAUUAAUCGUUGCUGUUGGUGUGAUGAUAGAACAAAAGUAAGGUAUUGGGAAGUUUUAUGAAAAAAAAUAAAAAAAAACUAGAGUAUAGAUUUGGCUGUGUCUUGUGCGGCUUUCAUAAAAAUGUUGUCAAUGAAAAGCUCACGAGGGGCUCUUUGUUUAUAAUCAAUAAUGUAAUUAAUGUAACUGGCAAAUGUUUUUUCUGAUAUUCAUUCAUUAAGUGUGAUUCAAUUUUCGUAUUACCAAUGUGGUAAUAAAGAUUCGAAUCGCUUAUCAGAUUUAUAUGUAAUCAGAAACAAAAUUAGUCAACAAAUAAUGACUUUAGUAUAGCGUAUUGUAUUUUAUAGUAUCACGUCUAGAGCAGUCAUUUGUAAUAACGCACAUCAAUUUUUUGAAAUUAAAAGCGUAUAGUGAGCGAUUUUGUAAAUAUUUACGAUUAUAUUUUGUACAAAAGUUUAUACAUACGUUUCGGAUAUUUAGGAUACUUCCAUUUUAAAAUAAAUCUAGCUGUUCAUUAGCGUUUUUAAGGGAUUUUUAUGUAAGCGUGUAAAUCGUAUAGUGAUUGAUUCUAAGAUUCCCUCGAAACCAAAGUUGUACCUGUACGUUCGAAAUUGUAUACAUACAUCAUAAUACCGAUUUCAAUCCCUCUUUGAAUUGCUGUAGGCUUACGGAAGCCGAGAGCACUCGUACUUUAAAAUUAUAUAUAAAUACACCUUAAAUGAAGCGGAUGGUUACAGAUGAUACCCAGCUACGAUAAUGUGAUAUAACAUGUGUUAUCUGAUAAGUUCGUGUUUUGUUUUAGUAAGUACGCAAUACCGCUAUAUUUUCAUAUCUAUAAAAUUUUGCAAAAUAAAGACAACGAAACUUCAUAUUUAAGAAUUUGCAUAGAUAUUGUCGGAUCGUUUAAAAUAAUGAAAAAAAAAAGAAAAAUAUUCGCUCGCAAUAAAUUAUACAUGGAUUUAAAAAUAAUAAAACAUUUGCAAAACCUAAAACAAUAGCUAACCAUAAUGGCUUUAAUAUGUAGUGAUCCUAAGUGUAGCAGCCGUCUGUGGUCUCAUUGUUUUCUUCCAUUAAUAAUCGUAGAUCUUUCUACAAAAUAUAUGUCAUAUGACAUUUAAAUUCAAUUCAGGCAAUAUUAGAUAUGAUGUAAUGAAUAAAAAUAAAUAUAUUUAUUGUACACUAUUUUCAAUUUUAUAAAAUGAGAUCAGCACCAACAUGUACGGAGGGCGGUCUUAUAGCUAUAAGCGAUCUCUCCCAGAUAAUCCAGAUAAAAUAUUGGUACAUACUUUAUGUAUAAGAC